AACGUAAAAAAAUAGCCGAAGUCAAAUCAAAUAUUUUUCCGCACACCCGCUAGCAUUGAUUGAACAAACCCUAAACUAAAUUCUCAAUUUACUCAGCCGGCGUUUAAGCAAAAAGUGGAAGAUUGUAUUUUUUUGCAAAUAUGACUGCUUUUGAAGAAUUUGGUGUGUUGCCCGAAAUCGGUAAGGCGAUUGACGACAUGGAGUGGACUCUGCCAACUGAUGUACAAGCCGAAGCUAUACCACUUAUCCUUGGUGGGGGCGACGUACUUAUGGCAGCGGAAACUGGUUCUGGCAAAACUGGAGCUUUUUGUUUACCCAUUUUGCAAACUGUUUGGGAAACGUUACGCGAUCUUGAUGAAGGAAAAGUAAGUAAGACUUCUGGUGCCGGUGGCAGUAUUGCACCUUGGACGAUGUCGUUCUUUGACCGAGGAUCAGCACUUGCUGUCACACCGGAUGGAAUGCGUUGCCAGUCACGUGAAUUCAAAGAAUGGCACGGUUGUCGUGCUACGACCGGUGUACGUGGCAAAGGUAAGUUCUUCUUUGAGGCCACCGUCACGGACGAAGGACUUUGUCGCGUAGGUUGGUCCACGGAACAAGCCAAUCUAGAUCUUGGUACCUGUCGUAAUGGCUAUGGUUUUGGUGGUACCGGAAAAAAGUCCAACAAUCGCCAAUUUGAUGAUUAUGGUGAGGCGUUUGGGAAAAAUGACGUCAUUGGUUGCUAUGUCGAUCUACAGCGCUUGGAAAUAUCCUUUGCUAAGAACGGCAAACCAUUAGGUUUGGCAUUUCGAAUACCCGAAAAUCAACGCAAUGAAACUUUUUAUCCAGCUGUUGUGUUAAAAAAUGCUGAAAUGCUGUUCAAUUUCGGUAAGACCGAUUUUAAGUAUCCACCUAAAGAUGGUUUUAUCGCUGUAUGUCAAGCCGGCUCAGAGCGUUCAAAAUCUAAUCCGCUUGCUAGCCCUACAACAAAUGCUGCAGCUAACAAGCCAGCACCAAAUGCACCCCAAGCAAUUAUUAUAGAACCCAGCCGCGAACUUGCGGAGCAAACCUAUAAUCAAAUUGAAAAGUUUCGAGUACAUUUGAGUAACCCUGAUGUACGUUCACUUUUGCUAAUUGGAGGCGUUAAGCUAGAGCAGCAAAAAAGUUCUCUACAACAAGGAGUUCAUAUUGUGGUGGGUACACCAGGUCGUCUGGAAGAGAUGAUUAGCAGUGGAUUUGUGCAAUUAACACACUGCAGAUUUUUUGUACUAGACGAAGCUGAUGCCUUACUCAAGCAAGGCUAUACUGAUUUGAUCGAUCGACUUCACAAGCAAAUACCAAAAAUGACUUCCGAUGGUCGACGUUUACAGAUGGUUGUUUGUUCUGCUACCCUACAUGCAUUCGAAGUGAAAAAGAUGGCCGAUCGCCUGAUGCACUUCCCCACCUGGGUAGAUCUUAAAGGCGAAGAUGCAGUGCCAGAAACUGUUCAUCAUGUCGUUUGCAUGGUUGACCCACAGAAGGAUAUAACCUGGCACAACCUUCGACAACACAUACGCACUGAUGGUGUCCACGCGCGAGAUAAUGUGCAUCCGCAGAAUCACACACCUGAAACAUUAUCCGAGGCCAUUAAAAUUCUUAAAGGCGAAUAUUGUAUAGCUGCGAUUGAUCAACACAAAAUGGAUCGUGCCAUUAUUUUCUGCCGCACUAAGGUAGAUUGUGACAAUUUGGAAAAUUACCUAAAGUCGCGCGGUGGCCAACGAUAUUCGUGUGUUUGUCUACAUGGAGAUCGGAGGCCUCAGGAGCGCAAACAAAAUUUGGAAAUGUUUAAGCGUGAACAAGUAAAAUUUCUCAUUUGUACUGAUGUAGCUGCGAGAGGUUUGGAUAUAACUGGUCUCCCUUUCAUGAUAAACGUAACUUUGCCCGAUGAGAAGUCAAAUUAUGUACAUCGAAUCGGUCGUGUUGGUCGCGCAGAGCGAAUGGGCUUGGCCAUUAGCUUAGUAGCUUCCGUGCCAGAAAAGGUUUGGUAUCAUGGGGAGUGGUGCCCAACACGCGGCCGAAAUUGCCAAAAUACAAACCUAACUGACGUGCGUGGAUGUUGUAUUUGGUACAAUGAAAUGAAUUUGUUAGGUGAUAUAGAGGAUCAUCUCAACAUUACCAUUCAGCAAGUUGAUAAGUCUUUGGCAGUGCCCCUUAAUGAUUUCGACGGUAAAGUUAUUUAUGGCCAAAAGAAUUUAAAUACUGGCACUGGAUAUAAGGAUCAUGUGCAACAGUUGGGGCCAGUUGUGCGAAAGUUAACCGAACUUGAAUUGCAGUCACAAUCUUUAUUCUUGAAACGCUUGAAAUUUUAAGUGUACAAUAUAUAGAUUCAUAUGUGGAACAACAUACGUACAAACCAGCCAGUUAAUCGCAUCAAAUUACAUACAAAAAAUACGGACGUUAUUCAUUUAGUAAAACAUACAUACAUAAAAUGCAUAAUUACAGGCAUACAUUAAAAUGGAAAUUUGCUUACGACUAA
Molecule: messenger RNA, 2491 nt
Organism: Anastrepha ludens (Mexican fruit fly)
Lineage: Eukaryota; Metazoa; Arthropoda; Insecta; Diptera; Tephritidae
Gene: Ddx1
Product: ATP-dependent RNA helicase Ddx1
Exons: 6
Coding region: 141-2324 (727 amino acids)
Molecular function (GO): nucleic acid binding; ATP binding; RNA helicase activity
Source: RefSeq, a predicted model, not a curated record